UUUCCUUUCAUAACCAGAGCUGUAAUAAAUAGCCGUUUUGGACUCGGCAGCAAGGACCUCAUUUCUGAGUGCAGAGAACUGGACAGUGUGCCACGAUGAUUGGUCUUGCAGGGCUUGUUGGAUUUCUGCUGGUUCUGACAGCUGAGGCCAGAGUUGGAAACUCCUCGCAGUCCGAGUUCUGUACUGAGACAGAGCAGUGUCUGCUGUAUGAUCUGGUUUGUGAGAACAAUUACCAAGUGCGUCACUAUGAUUCUGUGAAGUGGGUUUCAACCAACGUGGACCAUCGUUUCAUGGAUAUGGCAAUGAUGAAAGCAUUCAGGAGACUCUUUAAUUACAUAAUGGGUGAAAAUGAAGCAGGCAUAAAAAUUCAAAUGACUGCUCCCGUUGUUGUGAGAGUUCCUGACAAGAAGAUGUUUUUUGAAAGGGUUACCUACACAAUGAGUUUCUUGCUGCCAGCUGAACAUCAAACGAAUCCUCCCAGUCCUACUGAUGAUGACGUGUACAUCAAUGACACUCCUGAUAUGAAAGUGUAUGUACUCAGCUAUGGAGGAUGGAUGAUGAGCUGGACUGAUCAAAUGAAGACAAAAGAACUGACUGGAAUGCUUGACACACAUAAGGCAAAAUAUAAACAAGGAUUCCAUUACGCUGUUGGGUAUAACAGUCCCAUGAAGAUGUUUAACAGGCACAACGAGGUGUGGGUACUUGUUGAGGGUGACCACGUGUGCAAAAAGGAAUAAUCUCCUUUCUCUUGAAUGUCAUGAAUCCUGUGCAACGACAGCUUACUGCAGACUGCGCAUACGGAGACAUUUUGUAGCUGAGCAUUGCUUCUAGUCAUGUGUCACAUAAUUAACCUGUCAGUGAGAGCACAGAUUUCAAAAAUGUACAUGAAUAGAAUGUACUGUGUCUUUUGAUGAUGGUUUUAUAUUAGCUUGUUUGAUGCCUUUCUUUGCUAUUCAAUAAAGUUUCUUCUUUGCAGUCA
Messenger RNA from Amphiprion ocellaris (clown anemonefish), 979 nucleotides. RefSeq names its product heme-binding protein soul5 (gene soul5). The record is from RefSeq and is a predicted model, not a curated record. Gene Ontology annotation, cellular component: cytoplasm. The transcript is spliced from 7 exons. NCBI's taxonomy places the organism in Eukaryota, Metazoa, Chordata, Actinopteri, Pomacentridae. The coding region runs from base 96 to 737 and encodes 213 amino acids.